Molecule: messenger RNA, 2515 nt
Organism: Ziziphus jujuba (common jujube)
Lineage: Eukaryota; Viridiplantae; Streptophyta; Magnoliopsida; Rosales; Rhamnaceae
Product: threonine--tRNA ligase, mitochondrial 1
Exons: 20
Coding region: 53-2242 (729 amino acids)
Biological process (GO): threonyl-tRNA aminoacylation
Cellular component (GO): mitochondrion; chloroplast; cytoplasm
Molecular function (GO): threonine-tRNA ligase activity; ATP binding
Source: RefSeq, a predicted model, not a curated record
ACUUUCAAAACGACAGGGCGCGACAGAGAGAGAAAGAGAGAAAGAAGCGUAUAUGCUAUUACUAUCAUGUCGUAAGAGCUUCUUCUCUGGUUUCCCUUUCAGUCUUCGCCGCCAUUUUUCAUCCUCUUCUCGCUCUCUCACAAAACCCUACCUCCGAUUAUUCUCCUCCUCCUCUGUACAACCUCCUUCAUCUCACUCCGCCAUGGCGGCGGCGGCGGCGGCUCAUCCCAAGGAUGAGGCUUACCUCAAAGAGGUUAUUCCUAAACGUAUUCAGCUCUUCGAGACCAUUCAAGCUCAGCAGAAAACUCAUUACCAGUCCCUUCCUUCUGAUCCCAUCAAGAUAACUUUGCGUGAUGGAACCGUGAAGGAGGGGAAGAAAUGGACGACUUCGCCUUUGGAUGUCGCUAAGGAGAUUUCGAAGAGUUUGGCCGCGAAUGCUUUGAUUUCUCAGGUGAAUGGUGUUUUAUGGGACAUGACUAGGCCCUUAGAGGGUGAUUGUGAACUCAAGCUCUUCACUUUCGAUUCUGAUGAAGGGCGUGACACUUUCUGGCAUUCUAGCGCCCACAUUCUUGGACAGUCACUUGAGCUUGAGUAUGGAUGCAAGCUCUGCAUUGGACCCUGUACCACCAGAGGAGAGGGUUUCUAUUAUGAUGCAUUUUAUGGUGAUUUGGGCUUGAAUGAAGAUCAUUUCAAGCGAAUUGAGUCAGGGGCAAGCAAGGCUGCCGCGGAAAAGCAGCCCUUUGAGCGCAUUGAAGUGUCAAGAGAACAGGCACUUGAGAUGUUUUCUGACAAUAGUUUCAAGGUUGAAAUUAUUAAAGAUCUUCCAGAAGACAAAACCAUAACAGUAUAUAGAUGUGGCCCUUUGGUUGAUUUGUGUCGUGGGCCCCAUAUACCAAGCACAUCAUUCGUGAAAGCUUUUGCAUGCUUGAAGGCUUCUUCAGCUUAUUGGAGGGGGGAUAAAGAUCGUGAAAGUUUGCAAAGGGUUUAUGGAAUAUCUUAUCCUGAUCAAAAACGUUUGAAGGAAUACAUCCAACGACUGGAAGAAGCGAAGAAGUAUGACCAUAGAUUGUUGGGUACAAAGCAGGAGCUUUUCUUCUGCCAUCCACUUAGCCCAGGAAGUUGGUUCUUCCUUCCACUUGGAACACGAGUUUACAACAAAUUGACGCAGUUUAUACGCGAUCAAUAUAGAGAGAGAGGAUACCAAGAGGUUAUAUCACCAAACAUGUAUAAUAUGCAACUAUGGGAAACAUCUGGUCAUGCUGCGAAUUACAAGGAGAACAUGUUUUUAUUUGAGAUUGAAAAACAGGAAUUUGGACUGAAACCAAUGAAUUGCCCAGGGCACUGUUUGAUGUUUCAACACAGAGUUCGUUCUUAUAGAGAACUCCCUCUUCGACUGGCUGAUUUUGGUGUCUUGCAUCGAAAUGAGGCCAGUGGUGCGCUUACUGGACUAACUCGUGUUCGGAGAUUUCAGCAGGAUGAUGCCCACAUUUUCUGCAGGGAGUCCCAGAUAAAAGAAGAAGUGCGGGGCGUCUUAGAAUUUAUCAAUUAUGCAUACAAUGUAUUUGGCUUCACUUUUGACUUGAAGCUAUCUACGAGGCCAGAGAAAUACCUGGGAGAGCUCACUACGUGGGAAAAAGCUGAGGCUGCUCUCACUGAGGCUCUAAAUGAGUUUGGCAAACCUUGGCAGAUAAAUGAAGGAGAUGGUGCAUUUUAUGGACCAAAGAUAGAUAUCAGCGUAUCUGAUGCAUUGAAUAGGAAAUUUCAAUGUGCAACUUUACAGCUUGAUUUCCAGCUUCCUGCUCGAUUUGACUUGUAUUACUCAGCAGAGGAUGAGGCUAAGAGGGAGGUACCUGUUAUGAUUCAUAGAGCUAUUUUGGGAUCUGUCGAGCGUAUGUUUGCUAUAUUGUUGGAGCACUAUAAAGGCAAAUGGCCAUUCUGGCUAAGUCCACGCCAGGCAAUUGUUUGCCCCGUGUCUGAGAAAUCUCAGCCAUAUGCACUGAAGGUAAGGGAUCAGAUUCAUGAAGCUGGUUACUAUGUAGAUGUUGACACAAGUGAUAGAAAGAUCCAAAAGAAGGUACGAGAAGCUCAGCUGGCCCAAUAUAACUAUAUUUUGGUGGUUGGCGAGGAAGAAGCUAACACUGGACAGGUUAGUGUAAGAGAGAGAGAUAAGUCGGAUCAUCCGGUUAUGAGCAUUGAUAAUCUACUCAAACGUUUCAAAGAAGAAACUGAUGCAUUUCGCUAGUGGCUGUUUUGUUUUGAAGAAUGCUUGAGUGAUUUGAAUUGAAUACAAGAUGUAAAAGGUGAACCUCAUUUGUUAUGUUAUUUUAGAUGCUAACUGUCUCUUUUGGAUCCAAGAAAAUCUAUAUUUUCUGGGUGAUAAUUUACAUUUUUAUUUUUUAGUUUAUUUUAGGAUUUUUUUUUUUCCUGGUCAAUAAGACUAGAAAUUUGCAUGUUUUGCCUCGCAUAAGUUCCUCUACUAAAUGAUUGACAGACUAAUAUUCUUUGGAUUUGAUCA